Brassica napus (rape) is the source of this 1936-nucleotide messenger RNA. RefSeq lists its product as uncharacterized. The record is from RefSeq and is a predicted model, not a curated record. NCBI's taxonomy places the organism in Eukaryota, Viridiplantae, Streptophyta, Magnoliopsida, Brassicales, Brassicaceae. The coding region runs from base 936 to 1412 and encodes 158 amino acids. The transcript has a single exon.
CAAUACCCUUAAUGAAUUUUAUAUAUAAUUAAAAACGAAUUUUAUUUUAAUCAUAUGAAAUUUAUAUGUUAUAUUAAUAUUAAAUAAUGAUUCUAAGGGUAUUGUAAAACCUGCAUAGUAAAAUACUAGAACCUGCAUAGUAAAAUACCUGGCCAAAACUUAACCGCUUCAUUAUUUUCCCCGAUUUUCAAAAUAUUGCCAUAAAUAUUUAAAAGUCUGCUCCGUUGAAAUCAGAGUAAAUACGGUAUAUAGAAAAAAUGAAACAAAUUAGAAUUAGGGCUAAUUUAUGUCAAGAAGGAAAACUUGUUGAGCAAGUCCGUUCAUAUGUAUUAGUAUUAAUGUGAGCAAUUAGGGUUUCAUUUCUUUACUAAAACUAUUCAUGUCUCUGAUUCUCAACCAGCCCCCGAAGCUAUGCUUGCGGAAACCAGUGUUGGUAAGAUGCUCUCCUCUUCACCACUCUAAUGGUUACUCAUCUGCUUCAUUGCCGCAAUCACAAACACUUCCUUUAACCAUCUUCUGCGCAGAUCCUUGUAGACCACAUCUCGUAAGAGCCGUGGUCAGGAGGGAUGGUGACAUGCAUGCUCUUGAUUACGAUAUGCCUCGUGAUUUUAUGGAGGUAACGAAAAUGAUAGGAACAUCCAAUGGAUGGAUAACGUCUUUGGUGGACGGCAUUGUGCGAAUCCGGGAAUACCCGGAGAAGAAUCCUAAACAGGUGAGAAUCAUUUUUUUACCUCCUCAUGUAACUCUGCCUCUAUGCCAAGCCCAAAUGGCCACCAACGUGGCAAUGUCCUCAUCUUCUCCGGAGAAGGAGGAGUGUGCUGUGGCUGUCAAGUUCUCGGGACCUCAACUAAGCAUUUGUAAACCGGCUCAAAGCAACGCCGAGUGGAUCAACAUUAAUUAGAAUCUCAAACCCUUGUUUCUUUUCCUCCCCUGUCAUGUAUUCGGAGAAAGAGGACAUGUUUCGCAUUAUCGGAUCUGGAGGCCACCUUGUUGGAUCAUGGGAUCUCGGCAAACACAAGUGCACACCAAAGAUUCAGAGACUUCAAUUUCAAAACCUUCCGGAGCUGAGCAAGGCCAAGCGGGAGCUUCUGUACUCGAGCAACACAAGCGAACACUUGGUGGAGUCAAGAACCACCGGUGAAACUUUCAUGGUUAAGUGGUACAAAAGGACGGCCAAGACCAUCUACUGCAUAGAGAGAAUGGAAACACAAGCUUUAAUGGUGUUCAAGAUAGACGAACAAGGUAACGCUGUUUACACUCAAGAUAUUGGAGAUCUCUGCAUUUUCCUCACAAGGUCUGAAUCUUUCUGUGUCCCUGCUUGCUCUGUUCGCCACAUGCGUCCUAAUCAUGUCAGACUCAUGGAUGUCGACGAAAUCACUAUUAUCGAUCUGGCUGCUCAAAAGUGGAACUGAUAAGAACAUUAGUUUGGACUUGUGUUUUUUUUUUCUUGAGGCUAGAGUCUUGUCUUUUUCUUUAAAACCUUUCAAAUAUCCAAUCUAUUUUUUUUUUCAUAUUUAUUAUCUGUGAGAUCGUUACGCAUAUGCUCCUCCUGGACAAACCUUCCUAUCAUCUAUCACUAAAAUAGCAAUUUGGUUAUGCUUAAGCUAUAUUUAGUGUGUUCUUUGUGUUGUGACUUUAUAUAAUGGAAAGGUAUUUAUGCAUUGAGGUGACAUUCCUUCUUGUCACUCACCAAGGCUCCUGAUCCAACACCCCAUGUGCGUUUGUCCCUUUUGUCUUAUUGACACGUCGACACUACUACUCACGACUCCCUUGUUCUUCAAGUAGUCUCUUUAUUGGGCUCUACUCUUUCUCAAGCAGGCUUUCACUUCAACUGACGGCCUCCUUUCAGUCCCUUUCUCUGGUACUGAUAGAGGAUUUGAGGACGGAGCUCCUCGUGCGUAACACCAUCCCUUGAGAUUACGGUUUAGGUAUAUCA